CCAAUGGAGGGCUCAUAAAAACUCUUCUGGUUACAGUAUGUUUGGUUGGUAGACCAUUGGUCUGGAUCACAGCUAUUUAUUCAUUGUAAGGACGAGGAUCUUCCAUUCAUUGGUAAAGAUGACUGCUUAUUUGUCCUCAACCACCGAAGUGACGUUGAUUGGAUCAUCACUUGGCAGGGUGGCAAAGCAUGCAUGAAGGAUGAGCUGAAGUACGUUCCCAUCAUGGGCUUGUCCUUCUUUCUCACUGAACAACCUUUCGUCAAGAGGAAUUACACUAAGGACAAGGAGAACCUUUUGAAGCAACUACGAAACAUCACUACAUUUCACUUUCCAACUACAACCGUCAUAUUUUGUGAAGGGACAAGAUACACAGAGGAAAAGUACCGGCUUAGUCAGGCUUUUGCGAGAGAGAGGGGACUCCCUGAGCUGAAGCAUCAUCUGAUACCAAGGACCAAAGGUUUUGGUCUGUGUGUACAGGCUUUCAGAGGAAAAAACGUCCAAAUAUAUGAUGCAACACUGGCGUAUGAGGGUGGCAAGGCUCCAACACUCUAUGAUGUACUCUGUGGCAAGAAGUCUGACUGUCAUGUUUAUGCAAGGAGAUUCCCUUUAGAUGAUGUUCCUUCUGGAUCAGAGGAUGAGUUUGCCAUGAGAUGUACAGAGGAAAGGACAAAGCUUUUGACUACUUCCUUCAGCAUGACACCUUUGAAGGAUUUGAUGCAGAGCGAUCAAUGCAUGGCUUCCCUUGUCCAAGACUCUCUCUAUAUGUUGUGAGUGGAUGGGGGCUUCUUAUUGGUUUACCAAUCCUUUACUACACCUCUAUGAUAGUCAUCUCUGGGUCUAUCUUGAAAGUGCUUAUCCCAUCAGCAGUGCUCUAUGCAAUCUACCGUUUUUCAGGCAGACAUGCAAUCUACUGAGACCUCAUCUUACGGUUGAAGGACAAAACAAAAUAAUGUUGGUUCAAUUUAAAUGAAAGAACAAUAAAAUCACAGUA
Molecule: messenger RNA, 991 nt
Organism: Strongylocentrotus purpuratus (purple sea urchin)
Lineage: Eukaryota; Metazoa; Echinodermata; Echinoidea; Camarodonta; Strongylocentrotidae
Product: 1-acyl-sn-glycerol-3-phosphate acyltransferase delta-like
Exons: 8
Coding region: 193-771 (192 amino acids)
Cellular component (GO): endomembrane system
Molecular function (GO): 1-acylglycerol-3-phosphate O-acyltransferase activity
Source: RefSeq, a predicted model, not a curated record